Messenger RNA from Neodiprion fabricii, 3886 nucleotides. Its product is annotated as protein lin-9 homolog. Gene Ontology annotation, molecular function: DNA binding. Gene Ontology annotation, biological process: regulation of transcription by RNA polymerase II; regulation of cell cycle; DNA-templated transcription. The transcript has 8 exons. Gene Ontology annotation, cellular component: nucleoplasm; transcription repressor complex. The coding region runs from base 389 to 2311 and encodes 640 amino acids. Lineage: Eukaryota; Metazoa; Arthropoda; Insecta; Hymenoptera; Diprionidae. The record is from RefSeq and is a predicted model, not a curated record.
CAAAGUACAAAUGCAUAGUAAUAAUAGUAAUCUAGGCUUAUGUGAUAAUAAUAUAGGCCACAGUUGCACGGAUUUCAGUUAAAAUUGAGUUUGUAGUUAACGUUUGAAACAGGCACGGCGACGAUGGGUUCAAAAUUUCAAAAAUGACCAAUGCAGAAUUCAAGCGGGAUGACGAGCCCUCCGAAGAACAAAUUUGGUUUCGCGGAUUAGUUGACUGGACUCUAAAACGCCAAAUCCUUGAAUUCCACUAACGGUGUAUAACAACAUUCUUGACAUUUCAUUAAGUAAAAUACUUACAGAUGAAUCAGCGGAAACCUUGCUGUCGAUUAAAAACGGUGGCUACCCAUUGGCCAAUGAAAUUAAAAAGGAAGCUUUCGACGAUGACCUGAUGGAUCUCGAAGACCAGUCACAUUGGAAUAAUUCUAUGGAUGAUUCAAAUAUGGAUCCUGAAGAUUCUGAACCUAUGCCUGAGUUGGGGCCUGCGGCUUUGGGGCUGCAAAGGGUUGGAACGCAGCCGCCACCAAAACCCAAUCCCCCAACCCAACCAAUUCAAGUAUUGAAUCGCCGAGGAAUGCCUGCGAGGAUCAGAAAAAAGAAUAAAUUGUUCUACGAUGACAUUCUCGUCAACCAUCCACAUCAUAGAAUUAAAAAGGAUCCCAAUUUGGAAAUGAAACAUUCUCCCAAAAGAAUACCACGGCCAUCCCCAGCUAAAAAACAGAAUAGACAUGUCAGUGAGUCGAAGAGAAGUACGGGUACGCCGUCGCAGCCAUCGACGCCAGUUACUACACCUAUAAAACAGGAAAAGGAGCCAGAAAAGCCGGCACAACCAGCAUCUCCUGACCGAAAAAUUGGACAGAAGAUUGGUAUGAGACUGAGAAACCUGCUGAAAUUACCCAAAGCACAUAAAUGGGUCUGCUAUGAAUGGUUCUACAGUAACAUUGACAAAACGCUCUUUGAUGGUGACAACGACUUUAUGAUUUGUUUGAAGGAGUCUUUUCCGCAGCUAAAAACACGAAAGUUGACACGCGUAGAAUGGUGUAAAAUACGAAGAAUGAUGGGAAAGCCAAGACGGUGCUCCCAAUCAUUCUUUGAAGAGGAAAGACGAGAGUUAGAGAGGAAGAGACAAAAAAUUCGUAUGCUCCAGCAGAGAAAAACGGCCGAUAUAAGUAGCUUUAAGGACCUGCCUCCUGAAAUUCCUUUACAGCUUGUUAUUGGAACGAAAGUUACAGCAAGAUUACGAAAGCCACAAGAUGGCCUUUUCACUGGUAGUAUCGAUGCAGUCGAUACCAGCAACAACACCUACAGAAUUACCUUUGAAAGAGCGGGUCUUGGAACUCACAGUGUGCCUGAUUUUGAAGUUCUGUCAAACGAACCACCAGAAACCAUUAGUGUUGCUUCGUUCGCGCAAAAGUUUAGACCUCGGAUGGUGCAAUAUGUGCCAUCACCUCCCUAUGCAAUGAAAUUAAUGUCACCCAGAUUAAAUAAUGACCCUUUAAUAUCCAACGCCUCCGUAUCACUCCCAAAAAAAUCGCAUAUCGGUGGUACGAUGAAUGGCUAUCCCUUAAAAUUGUUAGAGUUUAUGGUAAAAGUUGACAAAAUAUUAGCGGCAAAGAAAAUCAAGAUAAAGAAACUGAAGGAAAUGAACAGUGAGGCGGAAAAGAGACGGUCUUUCGGUGAGCCUUUGCCAGCUGACUUUGAGAGAAAAUAUGCAGGGAUAGUAGUUGAGCUUGAAAAGAUGAAUGUAGCGCUUCAAGAUUUCUUGAACGAUGUACAAGAGUUAUGUCAAGAAAUGGCUCCGGAACCAAGCGUUGCUGCUAUGCUGGCUCCUUCUCAUUUGCGGGAAAAGUGCCAUCAAGAAGCGGCCGAUAUGGUUGCUAGAAAUGAUGUCAUUAACGAUAGGGCACCAGCAAAGAUGAGCGAACUUGUCACAGACCUCACUGCUCUCAUGCUUCAAGUAAAGAGCUUGUCGGAUUCUGAUCGAAAUGCCUAUGAACUGAAAGUACUUCAAGGAACCAUGGAGCAAAUUAGAUCGAAACUGAGUCCUCAAAAUCAACAAGUGUUUCAAAACUGCGUUGAAAUUCAUAUGCAGCAUAUUCAACUUGGUUUGGGAAAAAUAGGGGCUUUAACGCCAUUUAUGUCUCAAAAACAUGGACCAGUACGACCUGGAACGAACAUUUAUCGGAAUUUCCACGGCAUUCCUACGGAACAAGCACCCACUAAGCAGCAGUUAAUCACAGGAGGAUCAAUGGCCAAAUCUCUAAGCGUCAGCGAUUUGGCUGUUAUGGAAUUACUUCUUGACGAGAACAUGUAGUGAAAGCUAAAAUAUGUCGACGAAUAUAGGUGCAAUGAAUAUUUAAUACAAAAUCAAGAAACGACACACAUUGGAUACGUCUGAUUUAAACAAUUGAUGAAGUACGAAGAAAAUUUUUAUUAAUAGAUAGUUUUGUUACAGCCCGUGUUGUAUGAUGUGAAUCAAUCUUUACUAUCCAAUUGUAUAGACUCCUUCAUCGUUCAUCAGGCAUACUCAUAGUUCAUACAUUAUAUCUACAUUUUGUUUUUUGUUUUAUAAAAAGACAAGAAGUACGAGGAAUUGCAGUUAGAAAUGGUAAUGAAUUUUGAACCAACGUGGUGUAAGCAUUGUCUACACCUUACACGGAAUAAUUCUUCUGAUCUUUCUGCAAUAAUCAAUACUUUCUUGACAUUAUCAGCAAAAAUUUUUACUCAAGUCAUUUACUUUGAAUUAAAUGUCUACAGAAUAUAUCUAGUAUCUUAUUGUGUACUUUAUAGAGGUGUAAAGUGGUGUGAUAAAUGCAAUGGCAAACAUUGUUGCUCGUUGCAAAAUUUUGGGUGUAUCACUUCGGUAAAAAUAGAAAAGAUCUUUUUUUUUUUUUCGUCGAUAUUUCUGCACCACUGCUAACGUUCAAUUACACAGUUAAUACUUGCGUUGAAAAUAAUUAUGUAUUUACUUACAAUUACAAAUAUAUAUCUUAGGAUUAAAACAUUUAGUAAUAAUAUUAAAUAGUAAAAGAAAAAUAUUAUGAAAAAAUUGUAACUAGAAGAAUGUUGUGUUGAAUACUUGAGACGAUUGAAAAUAUUUAAUUACUAUUAUACACGUUCAUACCCUAAUAAUAAAUGGAGAAAUUAAUAUUUUACCGAAAUUAAAAGGUAUGAGGAAAUGUAGAAUAUUAUGAGUUGCAUAUAUUAUACAGGCGCUAUAAAUUGUAUCUAAAAUAAUAGAUGAAACAUAAUUUGAGAUGGAGACGUUCUAAACAGAUUUAUAUAUCCCUGAAUUGUUGCUUUUUGAGGGAAAGGAUACUCAAUGUAAUUCAACAACAUGUAGCGGUAUAAUUUCAGAUGCUUUAUUUAUAUACAGUUAAUUAUUUAACAUGGGGAUUAUGUAACAGUGUACUUUUAUUCGUAUCAAAGUAUCGUGGAAACUCACUAUAAUUCAUUUUAUUCCCGUAAUAUUUAUUUCAACACAAGUAAAAAGUAAAAUUUUACGGAAUAAAGGCUAAUAAUAAAUUCACAGCAACGCGCAUCUAAGACUUUAAUACAAAAAAGUUGACCUAAAGUAUUUUGAAUAUCCGAUGUAUUACUGGUCAAUGAUGAGAGUUUAUUCGUUUCAAUUUUUGUUCAACUGACUGUCGCGUAUCAUCGUUGGUUACUCAUUUGUCUGAAAGAGUUAAUUAUAUUUUCGAUUAGUACUAACAGAUACAGACGUUGUAAUGUUCGGUCACAUGCUUCACUAGAUCCAUUUGCAUUUACGUUAACACGUCAUCACCCACGAUACGACACUAUCGUCGAUAAUAGAGCAUAGAAUCCAUUUUACAUAGAUUCAUUUUCUGUCUCUGAUAACUUAAGUAAGUUACUAUUUCUUAUCGCCACU